This is a messenger RNA of Mytilus trossulus (common blue mussel), 810 nucleotides long. RefSeq lists its product as uncharacterized. The coding region runs from base 30 to 662 and encodes 210 amino acids. Gene Ontology annotation, molecular function: protein kinase activity; ATP binding. The record is from RefSeq and is a predicted model, not a curated record. The transcript is spliced from 6 exons. Lineage: Eukaryota; Metazoa; Mollusca; Bivalvia; Mytilida; Mytilidae. Gene Ontology annotation, biological process: protein phosphorylation.
UAAGCCUAAACUAUGUUAUCAAUAAGCACAUGCCCUGGAUACUAGAAAAGGGAUUAGCCAAAAGUUUUGUAUAUUAUAUUAUUAAUAUCCUGUUGAUAGCCGUCAACGAAGUUCACUCAAAGGGCUGGAGUCAUUGCGACUUACAUGGUGCGAACAUUCUGUUGCAGAAAGAUAAUGAUAGAAUUAUAGUUCGUAUAAUAGAUUUUGGCUCAGCAAAAGAAAUUACUGACAAUAGGAGGGGACAUCAGAAUAAGAAAGAUGACCUUCGAACGAUGUCAGAAAGAAUCACAAGUCUCUCCAGGAGAUGUAAAGGGAUAGAAGACGAGCUUUUGAAUAGAUUUAGAGGAGAUGAUCCGAAAACAAUAAGUUCUACAGAAGAAGCAGAAAUGGUUAUAGAAGAAACCUCUGCACGUGCCAAAAAAUUUGUUAGAACGGAUGAUAACAUAGUGGUAAUGGAGCGUAUAUUCACUAUGGUUGGUACAACAAGGCCUAUAUCAGACUCUGACAUAUCAGAAGAAAUGGAAACGAUGAAUAGCAAGAGUUCCCCUCCAUCUUCAUCAGACGACUAUCCUUAUGGGUCAAGUUCAGAAGAAAAAUCGAAAGAAAUAUCACCAAAUCCGUCCACCGAGGAAGCAAUGGAGUAUACGACUGUUGGAAUAUAGUAACGUUAGUUGAUCAAUCGAUUGUACAGUCAGGGAAAAGUUACAUUUAAGAUCUCCGGAACUUUAUGUCAUUAUUAAAAAAAUAAGCUAGAUAUUAUCAUUUAUAUAUAUAUAUAUAUUAUUUUUUUUUACACAUCGAGUUCGAAAA